Molecule: messenger RNA, 1269 nt
Organism: Rosa chinensis
Lineage: Eukaryota; Viridiplantae; Streptophyta; Magnoliopsida; Rosales; Rosaceae
Exons: 4
Coding region: 1-1269 (422 amino acids)
Source: RefSeq, a predicted model, not a curated record
AUGGAUAAAUCAUUGAUGCAUGCUGAUAGAAGAUCGCGAGCUUUUGAGUUAGGGGUUGAAGAAUUGAUUCUGUUUGCAUUAGAGAGUGGUUGUGAUGUCAAUAAAUUUUGUUGUCCUUGUAUGAAAUGUGGGCGUGGUAAAUCUUGGAAGACUAGGGUAGUAAAGGAUCAUUUGGUUGAGUUUGGUAUUGAUAAAAGUUACACAAAAUGGAUAUGGCAUGGGGAACUCUCGUCAAAUGAGAUGAGCGAACCCGAAGGGAAUUCUGAAACUGUAGAAAUGGUACAGAAUGACACAAGUAGAGGGGGGUCCGAUGAUGAGGAGUUUUCAGUAGACUCCGAUGAAUUUUUAAGGUUUGUUGAGGAUAGCGACAAACCUCUUUACCUUGGCUGUACUUGUUUUACCAAGUUAAAUGGACUUGUUAAAACUUAUAAUCUGAAAGCAAAGCAUGGGUUGAGUGACGCUUGCUAUUCCGACAUGUUGAUAUUGAUUGGAAUAUUGCUUCCAGAAGGUAAUGAAGGAGAUGUGUAUGUUGAUGCCACUAGCUGCCCUGCUUGUGAUAUCUCUAGGAGGAAGUUGGGAAAGAAUGAAGUAGAAAAAGUCAGGGUUCCGGGGAAAGUGUUGUGGUAUUUUCCACCUAUACCUAGAUUCAAGAAGAUGUUUCAGUUGACAAAGACAGCUAAAAGCUUGACAUGGCAUGAUGAUGAGCGACUAAAGGAUGAUAAAAUGAGGCAUCCGGCUGAUUCCCCUAAUUGGAAUUCCCUUUCUAGUAGAUACUCUUGCUGGCUUGUUAUACUAGUGACCUACAAUCUUCCCCCAUGGCUCUGCAUGAAGAGGAAGUACAUGAUGCUCACCUUGUUAAUUUCUGGACCUAAACAGCCUGGAAAUGACAUUGAUAUCUAUCUCCAGCCAUUGAUUGAUGAUUUGAAGAUUUUGUGGGAUGGGGUUGAAGAGGUAUACGAUGGUUACAGAAAACAGUACUUCAAACUUAAAGCAGUGCUCUUUUGGACCAUUAACGACUACCCUGCAUAUGGAAACUUGUUUGGCAGCAUUGUGAAAGGAUACAAAGCGUGUCCUGCAUUAGCUUUCGAUGACACUGAAGAACAUGAUCUUGCUCUUAUUUCAUUAAGUGGACAUGAUGUGUUGAAAAUAGUAGAAAGUUUGAACCGGCCUUUUGGUAAAAAGCACCUUCAUCAUCCCUAUAAGGGUAUUGAAGAUGACAGUAGACCUUGUUGGAAGAAGAAAUCUGUUUUCUUCAAACUUGAGUACUGA